AGCUGCGGCGGCGCUCGGGGCGGCGCUGGGCGGUCGGUCACGUAGCUCAGGUUCCCGGGCUUGGGCUGAGUGAGUCGCGUGUUGUCCGGCGCUUUCUGACCCGGGCCCGCCGUUCCUCCGCCAUCAUGCCGAUGUUCGUGGUCAACACCAACGUGCCCCGCGCCUCCGUGCCGGAAGGCCUCCUCUCCGAGCUCACUCAGCAGCUGGCGCAGGCCACCGGCAAGCCGGCCCAGUACAUCGCCGUGCACGUGGUCCCCGACCAGCUCAUGGCCUUCGGCGGCUCCAGCGAGCCGUGCGCGCUCUGCAGCCUGCACAGCAUCGGCAAGAUCGGCGGCCCGCAGAACCGCACCUACAGCAAGCUGCUGUGCGGCCUGCUGGCCGACCGCCUGCGCAUCAGCCAGGACAGGAUCUACAUCAACUACUACGACAUGAACGCGGCCAACGUGGGCUGGAACGGCUCCACCUUCGCCUGAGGCCUGCGGCGGCCUGAUUUUUACUGCUCUGCCUCCCACGGCGCUCUGCGCUCCUUCCACUCCUGCAAGGCCAUGCUCCCGCUCGGGAGAAAUAAACGGUUUUGAGACCA
This is a messenger RNA of Jaculus jaculus (lesser Egyptian jerboa), 583 nucleotides long. RefSeq names its product macrophage migration inhibitory factor (gene Mif). The record is from RefSeq and is a predicted model, not a curated record. Gene Ontology annotation, molecular function: cytokine activity; phenylpyruvate tautomerase activity. The coding region runs from base 126 to 473 and encodes 115 amino acids. The transcript has 3 exons. NCBI's taxonomy places the organism in Eukaryota, Metazoa, Chordata, Mammalia, Rodentia, Dipodidae.